Molecule: messenger RNA, 408 nt
Organism: Aspergillus ibericus CBS 121593
Lineage: Eukaryota; Fungi; Ascomycota; Eurotiomycetes; Eurotiales; Aspergillaceae
Exons: 2
Coding region: 115-327 (70 amino acids)
Source: RefSeq, a predicted model, not a curated record
UGUUCAUAUGUGGCCAGGUGCCCCUCAAUGAAGUCGAUUCAAAGUGAUUUAAAUUUCAUAUCGAUGAUGACCUAAAUGCUAAAUAGUGGGUAGUUAACCGGUAGCUUUGACUCGAUGCGUUCUGAGCUGGAAGCACCGUGGACCACACUCACGGAUGACCAAACUUUCUGUACGUCGCAGCCUUGCCUUGUUCCUACCAUAGAUCAAUCACUUGUCGUUAGUUUUCCUCAUUUGGUCCUUCCAACCUCUUUCUUUGUUUCCCUUUGCCUUCUUUUUGCCCCUUUGACUUGCUCUUUCUCAUCUUUCCAGCGACCGAUCUUGUUUUGACUUACAUUCAAUGAUUGAGCUUUGGCCUACCUUCUCCGGAAUACAGAAAGAACCGAAAGUCUCUAAGGCUUCCGCACACUG